AUGACUGAAGCCAAACAAGAUUUAAUUGAAUUAUCAACAAAUCCUUUAGAUGUAUGGAUAAAUACACAUUAUGAUGAAUUGUGUGUAGGUAUGACGUGUAAAAAUGCUCUAUUCUGCAAACCAUCAGACAUGAAAGACAAGAAUUUCCAAAUGAGUAUUAAGGAUAAAUGUGAUAGGAAACAAAGAAAAAUAGAUGGUAAACAGACAUGGUAUUAUGUUUUGAAAGAAGAAAUGAAAGGAUUAUAUAAACAAGUUGAACCAAACGAUAAUGAUGAUUCAUUUACUGACGAUGAAAUACCUGUAAAUGAUGCUUUAUAA
Messenger RNA from Trichomonas vaginalis G3, 318 nucleotides. RefSeq lists its product as uncharacterized. The transcript has a single exon. Bases 1 to 318 code for a protein of 105 amino acids. The record is from RefSeq and is a predicted model, not a curated record. NCBI's taxonomy places the organism in Eukaryota, Parabasalia, Trichomonadida, Trichomonadidae.